Molecule: messenger RNA, 467 nt
Organism: Nicotiana tabacum (common tobacco)
Lineage: Eukaryota; Viridiplantae; Streptophyta; Magnoliopsida; Solanales; Solanaceae
Source: RefSeq, a predicted model, not a curated record
UCUCCAUUUCUUCGCCUUUCUUCACCCUUUUUAUCUCUUUCUUCAUCUUAAUCCAUUUGAAAUUCUCUCUUUGUUUAUUGAGUUUAUUUUUUAUCCUUCCCAUUGUAUCCAUCCUUCAUUGUUACCCAAAUUAAUUUGAAAGAAGGACAUCCAUUGUAGACGAGUCAUGAGGUUUAAUAUGUUAUGUGGUUGUGGGCAGUCUGCUUCUUUGAGAACAUCAACGACAAAUGCUAACCCAGGAAGACGUUUUUUUGGAUGCAAGUACUAUGGGGAUAAGGAUCGUGUGGCUUGUGGAUUUUUCCAGUGGUAUGAUCCGGAAUUUCCUGACCAAUCGAAAGAGAUAAUUCUUGGCUUACAGAAGGAUAAAAUGGAACUUGAGGUUGAAUUGAAGAAGAAGAAGAAGAAGAAGAAGUAAAGGAAAAAUACAUAAGUACCCCCUUGACUUAUACCCGGAUUCCCAACUACAC